AUUUUACUUUUGGACCACGAAAUGUCUGAAGUGGUUUUAAACUGCAAAUAAAACCACAUCGUAUUUAAAGUUUUGUUACGGCUUCAGAGGGAGACCGGACGAGUGUCCGAUCAAUCAAUAACCACAUUGAUUUCUUUAUUUAACAGAUAAUAUGAAAUUAAACGGAGACUUAAGGCAAAUUAUAAAUAUGAUACUUCAGUUAUUUUAUUAUUGUGUGAUAAUAAACUUUUCAAAACGACUUACUAAUUAUUUUAUCAGUUCCUAUAUAUUUAUCAUUUAUUUUAAGAUUGAAGAAGUUUCCAUUUAGAUUAUACACAUGUUUUACCUUGCAAAGCAUGCUCUCAAGAAAUUAUAAAGAUGUAUAAAUACAUUGUAAAAAGUUUGCAACUACACAUUUAGAGUUUGUGCCUUUUUAUUUUAUGCUUUUUUUGGUCUCUUUAUUCUCUGUACAUGUGCAGUUGUUGAAUAAAGAUAAAUAUUGUUUUAAAGUCAAAACUGUCUGUUAAAUCCUUCAAACUAAUAUCGAGACGUAUAUAAAUAAAAGUUACGAGCAUGUUUCUUUUUUCACUUUCUACGUCGAGCGAACACCGUGCGGUUUGCGCAUGCGCGUGGACGUAUCAACGGUGGGAUGUGUAGCGGGUCUGCGCAUGCGCCUGAGUGUGUCCGCGGACGCGUCGCGAGCCGGCGGAGCCGCGAUGGCAGAGCAGCAGCCGAGCAGAGCGGAGUGAGGACUCGGCGGGGAUGGCGGACAAACCUCUGCCGCUGUUCGUGAAGCUGUUCGCCGCCGGAUUUUACGGCGUGAGCUCGUUUCUCAUCGUCGUGGUGAACAAAAGUGUCCUCACGAACUACAGGUUCCCGUCCUCGAUAUGUGUCGGCAUCGGACAAAUGCUGGCCACAGUGGUCGUGCUGUGGGUGGGCAAGGCUGCGAGGGUGAUCACCUUCCCUGACUGUGACGAGAGCAUACCUCGCAAGACGUUUCCGCUGCCGCUCCUCUAUGUGGGGAAUCAAAUCACUGGUCUGCUGGGAACCAAAAAGCUGAACCUGCCGAUGUUCACCGUCCUCCGGCGGUUCUCCAUCUUGUUCACGAUGCUGGCCGAAGUUCUCCUGCUCAAGAAGAAGUUCUCCCGGCCGGUGCAGCUGACGGUAUUUACGAUGAUCCUCGGGGCGUUCAUCGCCGCCAGUGCCGACCUGUCGUUCGACCUUCAGGGCUACGCCGUCAUCCUCGUGAACGACGUGCUGACGGCGGCCAACGGCGCCUACGUCAAACAGAAACUGGACGCCAAGGAGCUGGGUAAAUACGGAGUGCUGUACUACAACGCGUUGUUCAUGAUCCUCCCCACCGUGCUGCUGGCGCACGUCACCGGAGACAUGCAGAAGGCGGUGGAGUACGACGGCUGGUCAGACAUGUUCUUCCUCGCCCUCUUCAUCCUCUCUUGCAUCAUGGGGUUCGUUCUGAUGUAUUCCACCGUGCUCUGCACUCAGUACAACUCGGCGCUGACCACCACCAUCGUGGGCUGCAUCAAGAACGUUCUGGUGACCUACAUCGGGAUGGUGUUCAGCGGAGACUACAUCUUCUCCUGGACCAACUUCAUCGGGCUGAACAUCAGCAUUGCCGGCAGCCUGGUGUACUCCUACAUCACCCUCACAGAGGAGCAGUCCAUCAAAGCGAGCGAGAACACCAAGCUGGACAUCAAGGGCAAGGUGGUGGUGUGAGACUCACUCCACUCACUACUUUUAUUUAUGCAGUAUUUUUGGGGGGGGCGCGUUACCCUGAAUCCCCUGCAGGGGGAUUGUUUUUAUUUUUUUAAAUGAAAGUAUUUUCAUACUGUACAUGUGAGCAUCACGAAGAAGGGAAACAAUAAUAUUUAUGUGACGACAUUGACUAAACGUUUGGGACGACGUAAUGUCUCCUGCACGCGGGAGCUGGAAAUAUCCGUUAUUUAAAGGGACAGUACGGCCCGUUUGGAGGGACCUCUGUGUUUUUAAAGAGAGCUCGGAUAACGUCUUCUCACAGCUGGUCAAAGAGGAGAAGAUAUUCUAAAUAUAACUGAGCCGGGUCUAAAAUACUUUCACUUGUAUGAAAAGUACUUCAAAACAACCGCGCUGUCCCUUUAAGAAGCUGUGUGCUCCGACGAGUCACGGGACAAUAGCACCGUGGUUAUUUUAAAGGCACAGUCCUUAUUUUAUUUAGUUGUAUUGCCUUUAUUUUGCUGUUUACGAGGAAUGUACCUUUUCUUUAGACGCCUUCGCACUGUCGUUACCCGAUGUUUCAGGCUCCAGAUACUUUCUUCUUUUCUGUUUCUGCGCGUACACUGUUUUAAAAGCUGGAGAUCCAUCCUCGUCCUUCAAGAACAACCAGGAGGCCGUCGAGGACUGUGGCUUUAAAUGAAUGAAUGCGUUACAGUUCACAUUUCGGUCCCUCAGUAUUAUAAAGUGUUUUUUUGGGCCGUCGCUGUUUUUCUUUUUUCACACGAGGAUCGUUUUUUGUUUUUUUAUUUUCUUUUGCUGGUUUUCUCGACACAAUGUUAUCGCACUUUUACCCGAGGUCGCCCACAGACGGGUGAAACAGCCUCGCCUCCUGUUACAGUCAUUGUUGAGAUUAUCCUAUUCUUCUGGAGGGUACGUUUCAGGUUUUUAUUUUAAAGUAUUACAAGAUACGUGUUUUUUUUUUUUUAAACAAACUUUUUUAUAGUCAGGUACGAGUUUUUUGUUUUUUUACAUUUUUAUCUAGAUUGUAUAUUUAUUGUAGACUAAUAUUCAUGUUGUAGGUGGAGUUUUGCUGAUCCUUAAACACAGUGACGAUGGAUUUGUAGCUGGAACACGAUGAUGUAUUUUUACAUGAAAAGAACAAAAACUUUUAUUGAAACGACGCGUUCAUUUUGGAUUUGUUGUUCAGGUUGUAAUGAUAAAAUACUAUUUUAUUCAA
This is a messenger RNA of Pseudoliparis swirei, 2926 nucleotides long. Its product is annotated as nucleotide sugar transporter SLC35D1-like. NCBI's taxonomy places the organism in Eukaryota, Metazoa, Chordata, Actinopteri, Perciformes, Liparidae. Bases 742 to 1713 code for a protein of 323 amino acids. Gene Ontology annotation, molecular function: antiporter activity; GDP-fucose transmembrane transporter activity. The record is from RefSeq and is a predicted model, not a curated record. Gene Ontology annotation, cellular component: Golgi apparatus. The transcript has 12 exons.